AUGUUAAUGGUUGAUUCUGAUCAGCCAAAGUGUAUCACUUUCAAGCAAUUGAAGAAGGAUAGAUUCUGUUUUUCCAAUGGGCUAAAAAACGCUUUCAAAGAAGGGAAAGCUAUAAUGUCACGAAACUCGAGAAAGCAAAUUGAUCCUCGGUUUGACCCCGAUAUCCACGGAGUUUAUCUUUCUUUUACCCAAAUGAUUAAAAAAAUUAUGCCAUUUAAAUUUCAGGCUGUUAGCAAAUUAUUGAAGCGUGGUGUUGAUUCUGACACCGAAGCAAAGGCGCUGCGCGCUUUACGCCUGCUGAAGCAGAGAAAGGCUACCGACAAAGACGUAAAGUUCAGGCGCGAAUUUAUUGGUAGAAUUCGAAAAGAGCAAGAAAAAGACCUUGUGUCAGGAAAACGAGUCACCUUUUUGAAAAGGGCUGACCUUAGGAAGCAAAUGGAGGAGGCCCGCUUGAAGAAGAUGGGCAAGAAAGAACGCUUAAGACACGCGAACAGACAAAGACGACGGAGGGCCACGGAUGCCCAAUAA
Protopolystoma xenopodis is the source of this 528-nucleotide messenger RNA. Lineage: Eukaryota; Metazoa; Platyhelminthes; Monogenea; Polystomatidea; Polystomatidae. The record is from the annotation of a GenBank genome assembly.